GCCCCCCCCGGGAAACCGGGGACUGGGGAGUUCUCCGGGAAUUCGGGAAUUCGGCACCGCAGAGGCCGCGGGGAGCCGGCACCGGGACGAUGCUUCCCGAGGAGCGCAAGGAGGGCUCGCCCCGCUUCGGGAAGCUCCAUUUCCCCGUGGGGCUCUGGAUCAACUCCCCCAAAAAACGCCUGGCCAAGAUGAGCCGCCGCUGGCCCAGCGCCGGCUCCGUCCGCUCCACCUCCUCGGACACCCCCAGCCGCGCCAGCGACCCCUCGGACCCCCGCCCGGCCGCCGCCGCCGCCGCCAAAGCCAAGCCGCCCCGCCACAAGCGCCUGUCCCACCUCUUCCACCGCGCCACCGGCGCCACCGGUGCCACCGGCGCCGCCAGCGCCGCCAGCGCCAGCCGCUGGGCCAGCGAGAAGAAGCUGGCCGAGCUCCGCGAGCCCUCGGGCGACCUGCUGGGCCCGGCGGGCGGCGCGGCCGCGGGCCCGCAGCAGCCGCCGUGCAUCCUCAAGAUCUUCGGCGGGGCCAUCUCCCGAGGGGCCAACUACAAGAGCGUGCUGGCCACGCCGCGCUCCAGCGCUCGCCAGCUCGUCCGCGAGGCGCUGGAGCGCUACGGGCUCAAUCCCGACGACUUCGGGCAAUUCGCCCUCUGCGACGUCGUGGGGCGGCCCGGCGGCGGCGGCGCCGGCGCGGGGGGCGGGUGGCAGGGCGAGCACCUGCGCGAGGUGGGCGACUGGGAGCGGCCGCUGGUGCUGCAGGAGCUCUGGAAGCCCAAGGCGGGGUGGUCGCGGCGCUUCGAGAUCCGCCGCAGGCAGGACCUGGAGAGGGCGGGGGACGGCGACGACGGGGACAGCUCCGGGCUGCCCCCCCAGCCCCGCCGCCUGCACCGGAACCGCUCCCGGGCGGCCUCGGGGGGUCCCGCGCCCCCGGCCCGCGACCCCCGGGACCCCCGGGACCCCCCCCCCGCCAUGCGCCGCAGCAUCAGCGACAUGAACCUGAGCACGCGGCGGCGACAGCGCAAAGCCCUGAGCCUGGCGGGGGGCGACGCCGCCGCCGGGACCCCCCCCGCGGGACCCCCGGGAGCCUCGGGGACGCCCCCGGACACCGGGACCCCCCCCGGGGACGGGGGUCCCAGCCUGGAGCUGCUGUCGCAGUGCCUGAUCCAGCCCCCCCAGGACCGCCCCUAUUUCCUGCUGCUGCAGGGUUACAGCAAGGAGGACUUCGUCCUUUACGUCAUGACCCGUCCCCAGCACAUCUUCGGCCGCCCCGAGCGCCGGGGGGGCCCCGACAAGCCGGGGGGGUGCCCCGAAACCCCCCCGCCCACCCCCGAAGCCCCCGACGCCCCCCAAAAAUCGGAUUCGGGGCCGUUUUCAGUGGUCGACACCUUCCUGAGCGCCCCCGACAUCCUCCCCCGCCACUGCCUCGUGCAGGCCGCCCCCGGGGGAGGGGGCGACCCCGGCGGGGACCCCCCCUCCGCCACCGUGCGGCCUUUUCGGGGCGCCCCCGCCACCCUCAACGGGUCCCCGCUGCUCCGCCGGGCGCCCCUAAACCCCGGCGACCUUUUGGGGCUGGGGGAGCACGUCCUGCUGCUCUACAAGGACCCCCGGAUCGGGGAGGGGGCCAGACCGCCGUGGGUGCCGCCCCCCCGCGCGUCCCUGGGGAUUUUGGGGGUCCUGGGGUGCGCGGGGUGCGGGAGGAGCCCCCGGGAGCGGCGGGACGUGCUCAGGGAGGCUCUGGAGAGCCCGAGAGCCGAGCUCCGCUACCGGCCCCAGGACGAGGGGACGCUGCUCAGGGACAUCCUGAGCGCCGACCUGGGCGGGGGUCCCGGCGGGGAUUCGGGGGAGGGGUCCCCGGGGGGGGAUCCCGGCGAGGAUCUGGGGGCUCUGGCCCCCGCCUUCCUCCUGGGGCUGUGCCUGGACCACGCGGCCCGCGAGUUCCCGGCGGGACAUUUCCCGGAGCUGCUGGGCAGGGUGGCCGGGAUGCUGCGGGAGACGGUCUGGGAGAAGAUCAAGGAAAUCGGGGACCGGCAGCCAGAGAGCCCCCCGGACGGGGACCCCCCCCCCGCGCUGGACCUGGCCGCGGUCAGCUCGGACCUGCGGCCGCUGCUGCUCUGGCUGGCCAACGCCGUGGAGCUGCUGAACCUGGCCCAGGGCCACCUGCAGGGCCUGGAGCGCGAGCUGGACAUCGAAGGGCCGUGCCCGGAGCUGGAGCGGGACCUGGAGAGCUGUGACGAGGCCCUGGGGGUGCUGGACGAGGUCAUCAUGUCCACCUUCCAGCAGAGCGUCUAUUACCUGACCAAGACCCUGUACUCGGCCCUGCCCGCCCUGCUGGACACCAACCCGUUUGUGGGGCCGGGGGAGCCGCGGGCGGGGCCGGACCUGGGGGGGGUCCCCGAGGGGCUGCGGCCGCCGCUGGCCGUGUUCGGGGCCGUGCUGGGGCUCACCCGCGAGUGCCGCCUGCACCCCGACCUGGCGUCCCAGACCUUCGGCUACCUGUUCUUCUUCUCCAACGCCUCGCUCUUCAACACCCUCAUGGAGAAAGGCAGCGCGGGGCCCUUCUUCCAGUGGUGGGUGGGCGUGCGGCUCCGCACCAACCUGGACCUGGUGCUGGACGGGCUCGGCGCCCUCGGCCUCGGCGACAUCGCCGGCGACUUCUUCCGCAAGCUCUCGGCCACUGCCAACCUGCUGAGCACGCCCCGCGGCUGCCUGGAGCAGGCCACCUGGGCGCGGCUCCGCGCCGAGUUCCCGGCGCUGUCGCCGGCGCAGCUGCACCACGUCCUGCGGCACUACCGGCUGGGCCGGGGCCGCGCCGCGCCGCCCGCCUGGAGCCCCGGCCCCGAGGAGAGCGCGGCCGCGGCCACAGGUGACAUUUUCGAGAGUUUCUCCGAGCACCCCCCGCUGCUGCUGCCCACCCGCGGUUUCCGCCUGGGCCCGGGGGUGGCGCUGGGCCCGGGGGGGCUCCUGCGCCCCCUCCUCAGGAUGCGCCGCCGCCUCUGGGAGCUCGAGGGGGGGGGCGCCGACCCCUGAGACCCCCCCGGGACCCCCCAAACCCCCCCCGGAACCGCCCCCCGAUUCCCGGGGACCCCCCCCCCAAAAUCCCCCCCCGGGGGUGAGGGGGGUCCCCGGUGGUGGGGAGGGGUCUCCGUGUGUGACCCCUGCCCCAAAUAAAGGUGUGAUGGCGA
Messenger RNA from Vidua chalybeata, 3175 nucleotides. It is a transcript of the gene RASIP1, whose product is annotated as Ras interacting protein 1. Gene Ontology annotation, biological process: regulation of GTPase activity; signal transduction; negative regulation of Rho protein signal transduction. The transcript is spliced from 12 exons. NCBI's taxonomy places the organism in Eukaryota, Metazoa, Chordata, Aves, Passeriformes, Viduidae. The record is from RefSeq and is a predicted model, not a curated record. Gene Ontology annotation, cellular component: cell-cell junction. Gene Ontology annotation, molecular function: GTPase binding. The coding region runs from base 90 to 3020 and encodes 976 amino acids.